CGCAAAUCAACCAACUUCCAAGGUUCAUCCGCCCUUACUCCCCAUUGACGACUGACGGGCGCCUCGAGUCGCUCGAGCAUCGUCAGUUAUGUUCAACUUCAGCGGCGGUCUUCUCGCUGGCCAACACGACGCGCAAAAGGAGAGGGCCCCUCCAUCACGACCAACACCGGUGACCUUUCCUUGUCUUACUCCGCCAAAGCCAUUGUCGACGAAACUUCCUUCUGCCUGGACUACUCCCGGGAUCCCUGCCCAUUUCCUGACUUUGAAGAAACCAUCUGAUGUCAGCUGCGACACGUUGGCGCUGCUUAACAUCUCAUUCAGACCCCAAUGUGACUUCGAAACCCUUCUUCUCUCCGUCUCCAAAGAUGGAGAGCCCUAUGUUCCACCCAAGUCCUGGCUUGAUCCCCCAGGUCUAGGUGAACUAGAAGCAUCAUCUGCCUCACAACUUUCUCCUGCCCUCCUCAGCAACGGGAGAAGGGUGCCAGAUCGAAAAGAAUUCUACAUGCGUGUCAAGGAGCUCUCCUUCAAUAAUGAAGACGCUUUUGCUAACCUCACUCGAAAAGCCAAUCCUGGACAGGCACCCCUGCGGCUCGCACACUUCCGGCGCUUCUGGGAGGGUCUUGAUAAUAUGGCGUACUAUUGGGACAGCUCGCUCGAUGAAUAUUUUCCACCAAGCCGUGAGAAUGCCACUACAGAAGUGGAUACUCUACAAAACCAGGCUUCUGGUAAUGAUCAUGACCAUGAACAAAUGCAGAAAGAUAGAGCCGAGGCUGAAUGCAAAGAUACGAGUCUUGAGGAACCUCGGAAAAAAGCAAAGACUGGCGCUGAAAGCAAUGAAACCAUCACUCUUCCCAUCAAUUCUCUGGGCGUCACUAGCACCCGGCCUGCCCCUCCAAGUUCGAUAUCGUCAAGCAAAGCUCUACCUGCUAGGAUUGCACCUCCAAAGUUACCAUGGGUUGUAGACUCUGGCUCUUUGACACAGAAGCCGAUAGACCUCUCCAGAGGAACUUAUCGAGGCUAUCGAAUAGGCAAUGGUGCGGAAAUGCCCGAUCAGUACCGAUUGGAAUGCGUACGUUCCUUCCUCGAACCAAUCGCUUGGGCGUUUGGGGUGACAUUUAUUCCCCAUCGUCGCCCACCAGUGCUCUGUCUUGAGCACGUGAGGUUCCCGGUCCGUAUGAAUACCGUCGCAUGGCGAGGGCCUGCGGAUCGAACAAAGGCACGCCAGGGGUGGAUGGAAGGACCUGUAAUAGGGGUUCAGUGCAGACCAGACACUAAUUUCGGUUCGAAUGGCAAUUUGGAAGCAGAAUCGGUUCUUGAUGCGGCCCGAGAACUUGGGGGGAUGCUCCUCCUGGCACAAGAACGAGCGAGGGAAGGCAAGACUGAGAAGAAGGCUGGCGAAGGUAAAUGGUGGACAACAACCCCUCGCUGGGGUGGAGGACCAGGUGGAGAAGUAGGUGAAGCUACAGGUACUAGUGAUGCCCUAUCACAAGAAGCCACUCCCAAGGCGGAAGAGAAAGCCCCAAACCGGGCCCGGUUUGGGUCAAAAGACAGGCGGAGGCCAUCACCUGCGGACACAUGGAAGGCCCUGAAACCUGGGAACCCACUCUGGGAUCCCAAGAUCGUCUAUGAAGCCAUUGGUAGAGACCCAAGUGACGAGUGUGAUGAGGUUUUCAUGGUAUCAUCGCUCAACCACCAUAUCAGUGUGCUGAAGCUGCGGGUGCAUCCACAGUACAUUAGUUAUCUCACAUAUGGCAUUCUACCAGAACAAGCACCUUCGGAUCCGAAUUGGAGCUCGCCUUUGCUACAGCGAACUCGCUGGUAUGACCUAUUCAACGUCCAAGAGCGGAUGGAGGCAAUGCGAGGUAUAUGGGGCAUCAUGGCCUACCUGAUGCGAGCCCAAGAUCAGGGGAAAGAGGAUGUGGUUAUGAACGAGAGUUGAGUACGCAUCUUCGAUUUGCUCACGCAAACCACUAUGUUCAUGCUCUCCCGCAACUGAACUAAUUCCUCCAAUUUCCCAGCACUUUGCUCAUUGUAGACCUUGGUCCUUCUCCAAAAAUGCAUUUUCUUCAUUCACAACGGUAGCAAGAUGGCAUAUGCAGCGGAAAGGGUCCAUGGUUCCACGGCACCUUUCUCGCAGAAAUGUCGAUUUGGAGGACUAGGUAAUGGAAUUUUAGUUACACGGAAUGCGACUACCACCAAUUCUUGGCCGGCAUAGCUUCAACAUCUCCAGGAAUAGAAUUCAAGAGGGAGAGUUCCACCACGUAGCGUUGCCAAGCGAGAUUGGUCAUAGAUUGCACAGCAAUGUCUGUAC
Messenger RNA from Lindgomyces ingoldianus, 2311 nucleotides. RefSeq lists its product as uncharacterized. The transcript is spliced from 3 exons. The coding region runs from base 89 to 1939 and encodes 616 amino acids. NCBI's taxonomy places the organism in Eukaryota, Fungi, Ascomycota, Dothideomycetes, Pleosporales, Lindgomycetaceae. The record is from RefSeq and is a predicted model, not a curated record.